Molecule: messenger RNA, 4226 nt
Organism: Trichophyton rubrum CBS 118892
Lineage: Eukaryota; Fungi; Ascomycota; Eurotiomycetes; Onygenales; Arthrodermataceae
Exons: 1
Coding region: 2531-3955 (474 amino acids)
Molecular function (GO): glycosyltransferase activity
Source: RefSeq, a predicted model, not a curated record
CCCCCGGCUGAAGAGACCUGCUCAAAUUCGCCUUCAUAGGUUUGCGCUGUAGAAACUGCGACUAAAUCAACGUCGUAUACAAGAGGAAAGUAUGAUGGAUCCUGCCAAGGCGGGAGAUAAUCCCGAGAAAAAGCUUGGCACUUUUGUUUUGACCUGGUGGCUAACGGCCCAAGUUCAACUAACUCCUCAAGGCAAUAGGCAGACUUCAACACCAAUCUUCGGAGGGAAAAUCAAUUGAUAAUUGAUAAUCAUAGAAAUGUUCCUGCCGCUGCCGGCAUGAGAUAUUAUUUUCCAUUAAGUAUCAUUAGACUGAACGGUAAGAGUCGAUUCACAACGCUGUUCAGGGCUGUUCUGUAUCCAGAGCGGACAGCAAGUAUAGGCCUAGGUUGACGCCUUUAAGCGCCCUAUACUUGACUUCUUGCAGCUCAAAGGAGCUGCCUUGACUUCAAUGGUAUUAUUCUUAGCAGUGGUAUAAAAGCCAUAAAGCUGUCAUCGCGGUUAUUGGAAACCCACAUAAAGCAACGUCACCACUAGAAAAAAUAACAUCGAGCUCCAUGUCGCAAUGGAUCAAUUGUACAAUAUCUCAGCAACUAAUCCGUAUUCAUGCUUAUAAGACUGUAAAUUGGCAUUCCGCAAAUUCUGCUUGAUAUUUUGCCAGAGUAAAAUUGGAGGAAUUAAAGUUUUCUAUUUCUUUACCUUACUUAAAUAAGUAAAGCCUAUAUUAAUCAUCAUUGUAUCAUCACGUGAUGGCUCGGUUAACUAGUUAGGUACCUAAACUAGUUAACUAGCGGAUGGGUAUCAACAUAGAACCGGAGGUCAGAUUACAUUAUAAGCACUUUCGACGAACUUCGUGACAAGCUCGCAGCAUCACAGGCAUUUUUGUUAAUAUUGCAACCCUUUACCCUUACGCAGAAUAUACCACUGCCCCUGCCUGAUCUUCCUCUGCUGAUCUCACUGAAAUGCAGACAUACAUACUAGGCAAUUGCCGAGUUGUCAAGCCAGCAGAGUGGGACCUCGAUUGGUGGAUCAUGCCAUUACAUAUCCUUUCUAGGGGGGAAAUCAACUCAAUUUUACAGGAUUAGCCUAUGCAGUAAUACCCUAGCAAAUUCAGAAUCAAGCUUCCCCUCUGCAGCAGUUCAGCCUGGCAGCCCCAACCAAAAGGCUGGCUUUCCGUCAAACGUGUUCACCAGCAUGAUGCGUUUCGAAAUAUCAGGGCAGCAUUAUCCAUAUCCAUUACCCCAGUCCAUAUGACGUGGAGUGUUGUGCUAUGUUGAUGGUGGAUCUGGGAUGGAGAGCCUAGCAGAAUCUCCGCUGGGCCGUAAUGCUUGUUCGAAGUUGCACGUUUUUGACGAAGCGGCUGGAGCACACCACUUUGAUGUGUUGUGGUUGGCCAAUCUGCUUAUGCAGACAUUUUCGUACAUACAUGCGUACACAAUAUCUAAUCAAAAGGUUCAGCCAGCCGGGCCGGACAUGAUCCUAUCUUAUAUCCGAUAUCCGGAGGUUUAAAAUGCCUAACUAUAUUACUAAUAUUAAGGACCAACACCUAUCGACUUCUUAUAUUCUCGCUUCUUAGCUUCAUGCAUCCUUUAUUGGAAUGUCGCCGAGGAGCAUGAGUUGAAGGAAGAUAAAACUUAAUGUCCGCCAAAACUAGAGCUGAUGGUUCCAGGCCUAUAUUCAGUGGAUGGAUACAUAACGGCAUCCACAGCGGGUGGUCUGGAAAAUCCGCCGCGCACUACCGUCCUUAAGUCAGAAAUGUGGGCUCUAAAGCAAGGAAAACAACCAAGCUUAGCUUGCUCGCCUACUGGAAAAUCCAACAACCUUGUCCGAAUUUCGGUGUGUAUCCUCUUGGAUCAAGCAAUGUUUAAUUCAGGGGGGAUUCAUGUUUGAGCUGCAUUUGCCUAUCAAUCGAUCCCCAGGUUGAUCAAUGUCUCAAAAUAGUAUUAUGCAGAUGACACAAUGAUCUACCCGCUAUUCCUCACUUUAUUUUUACGUCCCUUAAUCUAGGACUCGAGAGGAUACACACAUAUGUAUACCUGUUACCUCUGACAUGGAUAAGACGGGCAGCAUGACAAAAUGACGGACAAUGAUAAGAGGGCUGAUCUAUGGAUGCCCCUCGUCGUAAUCCCAUGGAUAACCUUCGCAUCAUCAUCAACUUUAACAAUACCAAGUAGGAGAAGCGGUACCCCGAGACUGCCGGCCAGCUCUAAGGAUCGUCAGCUACCUGUUUUCGGCCGUCUCUAACAGAAUGGGGGUAGCAUUGGGAUAGCCGGGCGGUGAAAUCGAAUCAGUGGUGGGGAGAAUUGGUGGUUGCUAGCUUUUUUUCGUAUACUCUCUACACGGGAUAUUCGUCUUAUAUACCCUGACACAUAUACAUGGCCAAGAUAUAUAAAUGCCGCUCGACAUCAUCAUAAAGGAAGGCGAGUCGUUCUCUCCAUCAUCAUCAUCAUCAUAAUUACUAUCAGCCUUGGAACAUUCAUACCAAGCCGGAUAUUGGCAUAGAGUGAUCCCAUAUACAUUUUUCGUUUUCAAAAUGCCUCUCAUCCUUGACUCUACAUCCCCCAACCCAGAUAUCCAGUCUUCAGUCAUGGCAAAAGACUAUAAACCGUUACUUCCUGCUAUAGUUGUUCUCAACAGGCGAUAUCUGAUCACCGGCAAUAGCGCUGCUGCCAAGGUGGGAGCAGCUGCGUUCGCUGCCUCGGUCGUCCAGGCAUUCGUGGAGAAAGGAAUCUUCCUGGGAAUGAUUCUGUAUCAGAGGGACGAGGAUAUCGUGGAUCCCUACAUCUCCAGUGAGGCCUUUAGCUCAAUUUCUACUGUGACAGUAUCUUUCAAUUUCCACAUGGAUCCAAGCAAGGUCGCAAAUGCCCUUCUCAGCUGCAUCAGAAUCCUCAAGGCUACCAACCCAAUGGAAGGGACCCCUAUGCUAUACUAUCAGACCGAUACUCUGAUGGAGUACCAUCCUCGUCACAUCCCUUCAUGUGUCACGCACCACGGCCCCUUUUUUGGGAGCUUUGCAAGCAUUUUCUCCAAGGAGGCUGCAGCGCUGGCUUUUGGAAGCAUGGAAAAGGCAGAGCACCUGGAACGGCAACAAGACAAGGGAAUCGAAAUAAUCAAGAGCCGAGAGAAUGCAUUCGUCCUCCAACAUUCGCAGCUUCAAGGCAAUUUCCUUGCCUCCAGGGGCGUCACCGCCUUACGUGAGCUUUGCCCGCCGAUCGAGCUUCUGACUGAAACGGAAGAAACCAAAGACGAGCUCCCCGAAAACAUUACUGAGUGGUUUAACUUCGAUGGGGUUGUGAUGUUCACGGCAGUUGCCCGCCUCGAUUACUUUAAAAAUAUAGAUCUGCUUGUUGACGCGGCAAUCCUCCUUUGUGCUCGGGGUAUCCCUCUCAGGGUCUUUGUGGCUGGGGGAGAGCAGCCAGAUAGCAUGGAGCACAGGGCACUCAUGGACAAGGUUCCACCCCAGUACCAGCAUCUGUUCCUGCUGGUCCCCAAGGUCUCGAGAUCUGCCUUGUACAGUCUAUUCGCUGUUGCACGACACACCGGCAUCUUCAUCUGUCCAUCCCGCUACGAGACUCUUGGUAUCACCCCACUGGAGGCAGCUCUCAACGGCGUUACUACCGUUAUCUCAAACUCUAGCGUUGUAGAAGCCUCUCGGUUCUACCCAGAAGAAUUCCGAUUCAGCCCAAACCCAGAAGACCUCUCAAACCUAAUUGUUCAGCUUUCGGGGCCGCGGGGCACGUUGGCUAACUCGGGAGACCUGAUCCGUCUUCAUGUUGGAAAGUCUAUCCAGGGCAGCAAAUUCCGUUCUGACCUUCUUGACGCAUGGUCGGAUUUCUCAGUGCAGUACCUCAGUACACUAGUCAACUAUGUGCCAGCGGUACAGCCGCCGCUCUGUUUGGAGACAGCGCCACAGGAGUUUGGGAGUGGCAUGAAGGGGCAAACACGGGUGGUUGCAUGAGCAGGAAGAGCAGGGUCCAGAGCUGCAAAAAAGGCUGAAGAAAGGUAUAAUUUAGAUCAGAGUGGAUAUGCCAUGGAGACAGGAUGAUUUCUUUUUCUGGUUCUUUUCCAUUUUCUUUUUCUUUUGGUUGUUUUCUUCUUUAUUCCAGACCUUAUCUUAGUUCGUGUCCUUCGCUUCCCUAUUUUUACCUGUCAUGGCUUCCGAGAAGCAGACAAGCUACUCAUUGAUGGAAGGCUUUUGUUGUUCUGGAGCGUUGAUAUACGAAUUCCAC